Molecule: messenger RNA, 2865 nt
Organism: Aspergillus welwitschiae
Lineage: Eukaryota; Fungi; Ascomycota; Eurotiomycetes; Eurotiales; Aspergillaceae
Exons: 2
Coding region: 220-2193 (657 amino acids)
Molecular function (GO): protein binding
Source: RefSeq, a predicted model, not a curated record
CCCAAACUUCCUUCACUUUCACCUUCUUCCUCACCACCCACUCACUAACUGCCCUUUCAACCCGCCCUUCUAUUCUACAUGGUCACUCUUGUUCUCUUCAGCUAGUGGUCUUAAUCGUAACUCUUUCGAUACGCUUGGUAACGCGAUCUGCCCUGUUGGCGGCGUCGGUCUCCCUUUGAGCUCUGUUCUUGACCGUACAAGCAAACCGCCACCACAACAAUGCCGUCCUUUCCAUCUCGACCUCUAGUCCGGCCGAGGGACGAUGGACUCCAGUUAAGCUAUCAACUGCCUCAUCGUGUACACGCAGCUACAGGCUACCCCCUCCUGGCCCCCAAUGGCUCGUCGAUCGUUGUUUACGGUUAUGAGACUGGACUGAAGGUAGUCUGGAGGGGAGGAAGACACUUUUCCACCGAGAAGCCUUCUGCCCCGAAAGUGGACAAACCGCAGAAAGCCAGCAACGCCAAUGAUGAUGCGGUCAUGAUUAUUGAUUCCGAUGAGGAGAGCAUGGCGGAGACCCAGCAGACUCAGCAAGAUGAAGAGCCUACCUACCAGUUCGAAGAGGACGAAACCGAGGUGGACCCCUUCCACCCUUACGACGAUGUCUUGCGCCAGCUUGAUAUACCCCUUGGAAGCAGAGUCCUCCAGCUGGCUGUGCCUCGUGUCCUCCCCGAAACAGCGCGCUCUUCGCUCGAUCCAUUUCCCCCGGCUCUGAAGAAGGACAUCAUCAUCGCUGCUGUGUGCGCAGACUAUUCUACUCGCAUUGUAACUCUGCCUUUGCUGCCCCCUCACCCUACGCAAAGCGACUUCAGCAUUCAGACGAUCUCAAUUAGUGGUGGAGUAUCACACCAGGAGAUCCCGCGGGGAGUUAGCAUCGCCUUCACCUAUCAAGGAAUUGAUCAGCAAGAUCAGGAUACAUCUUCAAACCAUGGUUCAUCCCGCUCGUCUACAGGAAGGUGGGAUCUCCUCGUCGCAACACAUUCAGCUGAGUCGUCUGGUCUCUUGAUUAUUCAUCGGAUUCCGGUCGCAGAGGAGGAGAAGGCGCGCGGCACUGUAUAUCGUUUGUGCGAUGAUGAGAUUGAGACUAAGCGACGGCACUUGCCCGCCCCUGCUGUGAACAUCUCUUUCAAUCCCUCGGGUUACCCUGCCCUUCGACACUCCACGUUGCUCGUUGCGUUCCACAGCGGCUGUGUCAAGGUAUACUCUUGCUUCUCCACGAAACCACUCAAAGCCUCGCGGAGGUCGUCCGGGGCCCAGAGCGAAUUUGAGACCGUCGACACGGAAGGGAAAUGGUUGAUCAGUCUGUACCCCGGUUUUGAGCAAUCUGCUUCGGGACUCCCUCGACGGAAGAUCAUCACUCACGCAGAAUGGGUGCUUGGAGGGCGUGCCAUCUUGGUCCUCACGUCGGAUGGCGAAUGGGGUGUCUGGGAUUUGGAAGGGGCUGGCCCCGGGACCAUCAAAGGUCCGCUUCAGCGACAGUCCAGUGUGCAGGGAGUAACAGGUGGUUCACUGACAACGUUUUCCGUCAGCGGUCGGAUUCUGAGUCCCCUGCCUGGUGCCAGUCGUUCUGAGACAAGCGGACCUUCCUUCGAACAACGGCCCAAAUUUGCGCCCUUGACGCCGUCUACGAAGCGUCUGCGCGAAGACACGCUGCUCAAAGGCGCCUCCGUUGGAACAGCCAGCCCAUCCCUGAGUGGAGGGAUCUCAGUGUAUCAGACUAACUCCUGGAGGGACGCGCUGCCCGAUGAAUCGAUUUUGCUGCAGCAUGGAAACCAAAGCGCAGUCAUUCCCAGUCUGCUCUCCUUAUGGCGCAACGCUGUCAAGGCUAGUGGCACCUUCGAUUCAUCAAACCGCUGCCGGGUGUCUCCCCUCCAAGAUAUCACCCUAGUGGGAGAGCGCCUGAAAGGCAUCGGACAUCUCCCUGCGGCGACCCGCUCUACUCGCACACAGCCAUUUGAUAUGCUUCUCACGGCCGAACAUCGACUUGUGAUCCUCGCCCCACGGUUGACUGAGCCAGCACCAGCACCCGUUACCGAAUACAUCCCCGAGCCCGCCACUCAGGAAACAGACCAGCAGAUGCUCCAAAGGGGGCAGCUCGGCGUGGAAGGAAUGGACCGACUCCUUAGUGGCAUGGCGAGCACGAAUCGCUCACUCCGUAUGGGAAGUCCCAUCAAGCGAGCGCGGGUCUUCACUUAAGCAGACACAAUGUCGACAGCAGAACAGCCACCCUCCCUUUUUCCACAUAUGCUCCCCACAUGUUCCUAACAGAUGAAGCUGAGAUCAAAGAACAGAGAUACCCAUCCAUCACACUCACACCUCUCAUACCUCCUCUCUCCUCUCCUCCUCCACCCGUAGACCCCAUACCCAAAAUUCGCACUGCAAGGUGGAGCGCAAGGCGAGGUCCAUGCCUUGAAAUCCCUUCCUUCCCUCCGUUCAUCUCCCACGACCUCUAUCGUGCGAGAAAGACCGGGUUGGAAGGGAUAAGCUCUGUAUCGGUCGCGAGACAUCAACCAUCACAUCCCAUCCCAUCAUCCAAUUUUUCGUCCUUUAGAACUUUCUAAAGGACAAUCAAUCAAUCCUCCCCACAACCGGGUUUACCAUCAAGCCCAGAAACCACCUCAUUCCCAAACAUCGGACUGAGUCCUCUGCUCCUUUCCUUUUCUCUCCCUCGUGACUCGAUACUGAUCUAUCCGUCUGUAUUUCUGUCCGUGCGUUCUCGCAAAGAUGGAGGUUUUAUAUCUCCUAUCUGGACAGAUCUGGACGGAGCUGCCUACAUCAGUAUCAGAUAUGAGUGGAUGGGACUAAGGACUGCUGGUGUUGGGGGUGGGGUUGGGAAUAAGAGGGGUUGAUUUGGUGGGAACAUUUUCU